Molecule: messenger RNA, 1068 nt
Organism: Strongylus vulgaris
Lineage: Eukaryota; Metazoa; Nematoda; Chromadorea; Rhabditida; Strongylidae
Source: the annotation of a GenBank genome assembly
AUUGACUAUGUAAAACUUCGGAAGCCCUAUGUGAUAAACGACCUGAAACGGCAGUAUGACUUGCUGGAUCGCCGAAAGGUGUUCCGCACCUUAGCCAAAGAAGGCAUUGAACACCCUCGACAUGGUGUUUUAAUGCGAAGCGACUCGACUGAAGAGGAUGGCAUACUAGUGGAACACAAUGACCACAUAGAAGUUAAUGGUAUGGUGUUCAAUAAACCAUUUGUUGAGAAACCGGUAUCAGCUGAAGACCACAACAUUUACAUCUACUAUCCAAGUUCGGUUGGUGGAGGAUCACAACGGUUAUUCAGGAAGAUCAACAAUCGUAGUAGUUGGUACUCACCAGUCAGUGAAGUACGCAAGGAUGGCUCCUAUAUUUAUGAAGAUUUCAUCCCAGCUGAUGGUACGGAUGUAAAGGUUUAUGCUGUUGGGCCAUAUUAUGCGCAUGCGGAAGCCCGAAAAGCACCUGGCCUUGAUGGAAAGGUUGAGCGAGAUGCAGAUGGCAAAGAAGUCCGAUAUCCGGUUAUUCUUAGUCACAAAGAGAAGAUGAUUGCUAGGCGGGUAGUGCUAGCUUUUGGGCAAACCGUAUGCGGAUUUGACUUGCUUCGAGCCAAUGGCAAAUCCUACGUUUGUGAUGUUAACGGGUUUUCUUUUGUGAAGACUUCUACCAAAUAUUACGAGGAUACCGCUAAGAUUCUCGGAAAUACGAUAAUGCGCCGAUUAGCAACAACUAUGAGUGUUAGGAUACCUUAUCAAUUACCCUUAGGCGAGCAGGAAGCGCCGCCACUAUUGGAUCUCGGUUUGGGAGAUGACCCUCCAUUUGUAUCAACUCCAUCAGGAAAGCUUAUGGAGCUCCGAUGUGUAUUAGCAGUCAUCAGACAUGGCGAUCGUACCCCAAAACAGAAAAUGAAGGUGGUCGUACAUGAUGAACGGUUUUUUGCUCUCUUCAAGAAGUACGAUGGAUUCAAGAAGAAUGAGAUCAAGAUGAAACGGCCAAAUCAACUUAUGGAGGUGCUCGAGCUGGCUCGACAAAUUCUUGCUGAACAUAUCGUUAGUUUUAUGUGGUUUCAC